Molecule: messenger RNA, 454 nt
Organism: Radiomyces spectabilis
Lineage: Eukaryota; Fungi; Mucoromycota; Mucoromycetes; Mucorales; Radiomycetaceae
Exons: 1
Coding region: 29-283 (84 amino acids)
Source: RefSeq, a predicted model, not a curated record
CUCCUGCCUCAAUCGCUUCAUAUACAAAAUGAAAUCUGUCCUGUUAACCGCUGUUCUUUUCUUAUCUUCGGUGCUCGCCCAGGAGGUCGUAGGUCGAGGUCGCUCUUGUGUCGUGUGGAGACAGAAUGGUGCAGUCACUAAAACCCAAACUUGCGAAGCCGGUCUUACUUGCCAAGGUUUUGGACCCAACGAAAUUCUCAACAAUGGUGGCGGCGCUCAUCACACUGAUUUUGAUGUCUACCGCGGUAUCUGCAUCAAUAUGGACGAUAUACAAGCUUCUUAGUCUUUUUUCUCGCCACGAUUCUCCACAGGCUAAAUUCAAUGAUGGUCGUAAAAUUAUCAACCCAGUGUCUGUAUGACACGAAAAUGUGAACAGUUUUGGCUCUCAAUCCGUAUCAAAACGUAGUGCUUUUGUUUUUAUAAAAGAUCAACUGAAUAAAUGCACAAUAUGUAC